CGAGGGGGGGCGUUUGAGGGGGGAUGGUAUGGAUGGGGAGGGUUGGAGGAGUGGUGUUGAUGAGGAGGAGGCUGAUGCGAGAAGCCGGGGGCUUUUACGGAGGGGUUGUUGGAGAGGCAUGGAUUUCUUUUGUUCAGGGGUGAAGAUGAAUUCCGAGAGUUUGAGACGGCCGGCGAAGGUCGGGGCGGGAAGGUUGUCGGUUGCUUCUUCUUGGGGUGAUGAUGUUUCGGACAUUUUCUAUGGUGAGUAUGGAGUAAAAGGUGCGCUUCGGAGGCGAGAUAUCAGUCACUGAGUUUGAGGGAGGAAGGCACAAUCGGUCUCUUGGCGUGAAAUUUCGGAGAUUGAUCGAGUUGAGUGAGUUUGGAUGAGAUGAUCAGAGUCUCCUGUAGAUGGUUUGAUGAGCAUGGAGGUUAGGUAAAGGAGAGCUCUGAAUGGCCACCACCCCGAGGCAGCAACGCCACCUAUUCAACCAUGGCCUUGUCUACUCAUCUGCCAGAUGAUCUACAUGCCCUCACAACACACUGCAGACACAAACAUGACAUGCCGUUCUCUUCUCAGUUUUCGCUGCCGUGGCACUUGUCACAGAGUCGUCUGAAGCCAUUCUCGUGUUCAACAUCGUGUUGAGUGUUUGACUGCGGAUCCGGACCAAAAAAGAAGCCGGGAGAAGCUGUCGCCCAGCAAGGACGAGAACGGGAAGCAUGCCGCGAAAUAAUCAGCCAAUCACAUAUCGCCCUGCCACCACAAGCCCCUGGAUUUGGGGCGGUGUAUCGAUUGUUCGCGGCGGGGUGCUGUGGCGUCACACUGUCUCGGAGCUGACAGCGGGGCAGGAGCUACCCAACAGCUGAGGAAGAGCGCGGCGGGGUCCUGUCGUUGCUGGCGGGUUGCCAGGAGGUCGAAGCCCCUUUCGGACUUGUUUUCUUGCUUCGCCCUCUUGGAAUAAAAAGCACCCCCUUCCCUCAUAGGCUUCUUUCUUACUUUGGACACUUUUAAACUACUGCAGCCGCUUACCAACUCUAUUCUUACUUCUCCACCGUUAACUAAGCUCAACUGCACAGACCUUUGACCACAGCAAUGUCGGCCCAAGAACCAACACCGGAGCAGGUCUCGCAGCUCAAGGCAAAGUACGAGCUCGCUGCCCAGGAUCAGGUCUUUACCUUUUGGGAUUCGCUCUCGAGCACCGAAAAGGCCUCGCUUUUCCAGCAAUUGUCCCUUUUCGACCCUACCUACAUCAACACCAUCUUCGCCAAGACCCUUGCACCCCUAGCAAAGGAUGAGAAGCCAGCGUCUCUGGAGCCCCUCCCCGAGGCUGCCCGGGCCAGCAUUCUCGACUCAGACCCGGCCGAUAUCGAAAGAUGGUACCGAUCCGGUCUCGAUCUGAUCGCCGCAAACAAGGUGGCCGUGGUUCUCAUGGCUGGUGGGCAAGGCACACGGUUGGGCAGCUCUGCGCCCAAGGGCUGCUUCGACAUUGGCCUGCCCUCCCACAAGUCUCUGUUCCAGAUCCAAGCCGAGCGUAUUCGCAAGAUUGAGGAGCUUGCCCAGAAGAAGUCUGGCAGCGAGGUCACGGUCCCGUGGUACGUCAUGACCUCCGGGCCAACCCGGGGUCCUACCGAGCAGUUCUUCAAGGAAAAGGGGUACUUUGGCCUCAGCCCUGAAAACGUCUUCAUUUUCGAGCAGGGAGUUCUCCCCUGCAUCUCCAACGAUGGAAAGAUUCUGUUGGAAAGUAAGAGCAAGGUUGCUGUUGCCCCUGAUGGGAACGGCGGUAUCUAUAAUGCAUUGGUGGAAUCCAAGGUGCUGGACGACAUGAAGAAGCGCGGCAUUGAGCACAUUCACGCUUACUGCGUGGAUAACUGCCUUGUCAAGGUGGCCGACCCUGUCUUCAUUGGCUUUUCGGCGAGUAAGAACGUCGACAUUGCCACCAAGGUCGUGCGCAAGCGCAAUGCCACUGAAAGCGUCGGGUUGAUUGUACAGAAGAAUGGCAAGCCGGACGUGGUUGAGUACAGCGAGAUUGAUCCCCAAAUCGCCGCCGAGGAGGACCCAGAGCAACCCGGUGUGCUCAAGUUCCGUGCCGCCAACAUUGUCAACCACUACUACUCGUUCCGCUUCCUCGAGAGCAUUCCCGAGUGGGCCAAGAGCCUGCCACACCACGUUGCCCGCAAGAAGAUUCCCUAUGCGGACAUCGAGUCGGGCGAGCAAGUCAAGCCCACCAAGCCAAACGGUAUCAAGCUGGAGCAGUUUGUCUUUGAUGUGUUCCCCAUGCUCGAGCUUAGCAAGUUUGCUUGCUUGGAGGUGCGCCGCGAGGACGAGUUCAGCCCGCUCAAGAAUGCCGCGGGCACCGGUGAGGAUGACCCGGAUACUAGCAGGGCUGAUAUUACUGCCCAAGGCAGAAGGUGGCUUGAGGCUGCUGGUGCCAAGGUUGCGGGUGGUGUUGAGGUUAGCCCAUUGUUGAGUUAUGGUGGUGAGGGUCUUGAAAAGUACAGCGGCCAGGAGGUCAAGGAUAUGCUGCAAUAG
This is a messenger RNA of Podospora pseudopauciseta, 2508 nucleotides long. It is a transcript of the gene UAP1, whose product is annotated as UDP-N-acetylglucosamine pyrophosphorylase. Lineage: Eukaryota; Fungi; Ascomycota; Sordariomycetes; Sordariales; Podosporaceae. The record is from RefSeq and is a predicted model, not a curated record. The coding region runs from base 1072 to 2508 and encodes 478 amino acids. Gene Ontology annotation, biological process: UDP-N-acetylglucosamine biosynthetic process. The transcript has 2 exons. Gene Ontology annotation, molecular function: UDP-N-acetylglucosamine diphosphorylase activity.